Molecule: messenger RNA, 2179 nt
Organism: Pteronotus mesoamericanus
Lineage: Eukaryota; Metazoa; Chordata; Mammalia; Chiroptera; Mormoopidae
Gene: ALAS1
Product: 5'-aminolevulinate synthase 1
Exons: 11
Coding region: 155-2074 (639 amino acids)
Biological process (GO): hemoglobin biosynthetic process; heme biosynthetic process; erythrocyte development
Cellular component (GO): mitochondrial matrix; mitochondrion
Molecular function (GO): 5-aminolevulinate synthase activity; pyridoxal phosphate binding
Source: RefSeq, a predicted model, not a curated record
CCUGCUCUAUAUUAGGGCGGCAGCGGCCGUGGCCGGAGGCGUCUUGUGUGGACAAGGGCAACGUUCGGAUACCAGCGUCGGCUUGCGUGCUCGCCGCCACCGCCUCCACGGCCUCCUCAGAGUCACCGGCGCAGGAUCAGUGCACCUCCCGGACAUGGAAGCUGUUGUUCGCCGCUGCCCAUUCUUGUCCCGAGUGCCUCAGGCCUUUCUGCAGAAGGCGGGCAAGUCUCUGUUGAUCUACGCCCAGAACUGCCCCAAGAUGAUGGACGUGGUGACCAAGCCAGCCCCUCGGGCCCUGUCAGCCUCCGCAGUGCACGGCCAGCAGGCCCGGGAAACCCCUCCGGCCAACGGGAAGGACACAACUGCCAGAGCUGAGGCUCCGUCGGCCCCGGGUGGAUCCGAGCAGGCCCCAGGGGGCACACCGCGGCCCGCCGGACACCCGCCCACAGCCCCGAGCCAGGGCGCCGCCAGCAAAUGCCCUUUCCUGGCGGCCCAGAUGAGUCAGCGGGGGAGCAGCGUGGUCCGCAAAGCCAGCCUGGAGCUGCAGGAGGACGUGCAGGAGAUGCACGCCGUGAGGACAGAGGUUGCCCAGGGCUCGGUGAACCCCAGCAUCAUUAGCGUGACUGGCGGAGGGGAGCCGAGUGGUUUGCUGAAGAACUUCCAGGACAUGAUGCUAAAGCAGAGGCCAGAAAGAGUGUCCCACCUACUUCAGGAUAACUUGCCAAAAUCUGUUUCCACUUUCCAGUAUGAUCGUUUCUUUGAGAAGAAAAUUGAUGAGAAAAAAAAUGACCAUACUUAUCGAGUCUUCAAAACUGUGAACCGGAGGGCACACCUCUUCCCCAUGGCAGACGACUACUCGGACUCCCUCGUCAGCAAAAAGCAGGUGUCGGUCUGGUGUAGCAAUGACUACCUGGGCAUGAGCCGCCACCCACGGGUGUGUGGGGCAGUCAUGGACACUUUGAAGCAGCAUGGUGCUGGGGCUGGUGGUACUAGAAACAUUUCUGGAACCAGUAAAUUCCACGUGGACCUGGAGCGGGAGCUGGCCGACCUCCACGGGAAGGACGCAGCCCUCCUGUUCUCCUCGUGCUUCGUGGCCAACGACUCCACCCUCUUCACUCUGGCCCGGAUGAUGCCAGGCUGUGAGAUUUACUCCGAUGCCGGGAACCACGCCUCCAUGAUCCAGGGGAUCCGGAACAGCCGCGUGCCAAAGCACGUCUUCCGCCACAACGACGCGGGCCACCUCAGGGAGCUGCUGCAAAGGGCCGACCCCGCCGUCCCCAAGAUCGUAGCGUUUGAAACUGUCCAUUCCAUGGAUGGGGCGGUGUGCCCGCUGGAAGAGCUCUGUGACGUGGCCCACGAGUUUGGCGCCAUCACCUUCGUGGAUGAGGUCCAUGCAGUAGGGCUCUACGGGGCCCGAGGCGGCGGGAUCGGCGAUCGGGACGGAGUCAUGCCGAAGAUGGACAUCAUUUCCGGAACGCUCGGCAAAGCCUUCGGCUGCGUGGGAGGCUACAUCGCCAGCACCAGUGCGCUGGUCGACACCGUGCGGUCCUACGCCGCUGGCUUCAUCUUCACCACCUCCCUGCCGCCCAUGCUGCUGGCCGGAGCCCUGGAGUCCGUGCGGAUCCUCAAGAGCGCCGAGGGGCGGGCGCUGCGCCGCCAGCACCAGCGCAAUGUCCAGCUCCUGAGGCAGAUGCUCAUGGACGCCGGCCUCCCUGUCGUCCACUGCCCCAGUCACAUCAUUCCAGUCCGGGUGGCAGAUGCCGCUAAAAACACAGAAAUCUGUGACGAACUCAUGAGCAGGCAUAACAUCUACGUGCAAGCCAUCAAUUACCCGACGGUGCCCCGGGGGGAGGAGCUGCUGCGGAUCGCGCCCACCCCCCACCACACCCCCCAGAUGAUGGGCUACUUCCUCGAGAACCUGCUGGCCACGUGGAAGCGCGUGGGGCUGGAGCUGAAGCCGCACUCCUCAGCUGAGUGCAACUUCUGCCGGAGGCCGCUGCACUUCGAGGCGAUGAGCGAGAGAGAGAGGGCCUUCUUCUCCGGCAUGAGCAAGCUGGUCUCCGCUCAGGCCUGAGCGCUGUGGCCUCAGGGCCUGCCUCUCCCCGCCCUGUUGUACCUACGGAGUCUCCAGAAGCGUCUAUGUCGGUUAAAUUAUAUUAAAGUUUAAUCUAUAGUAAAA